GCUGCAUACAUCCGUGCGCUACGUCGUUUGUUGCCGUCUUCCUUUGCAGGGCUGUGACACGAUACCAAUUCCCCAGUGGUGCUCGCGUGAUAAUAUAUGGGCAAAUUCAGUCAUUAGCACCGAGAAAAAAAGCUGACUUAGGGCAUCCCUUUCGGUCUUCUUUUUUCUCUUCCCCCCCCCCCCCUUUCCAACGCUUUAUUCAUUGACGGAGCAAUAAAAAAAAGGCAAAAUAGAAAUCAUGGAGAACGGUUCUCGCUUCGACGAGGAUGAGGAAGAGGAGGUGCUUCCCUUCGAGGGGUUGGACAAGGCCUCUGCGCUGCAGGAGUGCCGUGUCUUCAACAACACCCCUCUCGAUGAGGAGCGCUCCAUCCAAGCCAUGACCCAGGUGCUCUACCUCAUGUCGAUCGGCGUGCGGCUGACAGAGGCGGAGGCGACGGACGUCUUCUUUAUGUCAACGAAGCUGAUGCAAUCGAACCACGCAAAGCUGCGUCGGCUGCAGUACAUUUUGAUGAAAGAGCUGAGUCCGCUGGUGGGGGAGAGCUUCAUGGCGUCGAACGCGCUCAUGACGGACAUCAAGAAGAAGGGCGACCCCGACAAGAGCUGUGCCAUUCGUGCCCUCUACUCUGUGAUGGACAGCAGCAUGUACAACUCGAUGGACCGCACGAUUGUGGAGUGCAUGACGUCACGCAACCCGAACGUCGUGACGGCAGCCUUAGUGACGGGCAUUCACAUGUCGCACACGCAACCGGAGAUGCCGCGCAAGUGGGCGACGCAGUUGAACGAGGUGAUGCGGGAGCGGGCGAAGGCUCAGUACCCCGCCAUCGCCCUGUUGCACAAGAUCCGCAACAACGACCGACUCUCGGUGGAUCGCCUCAUCGAGGACGCCACGACAGGCCGCAUCCGCUCAUCCCUCGCCGUCUGCCUUGUCAUCAAGAUGUGCACGGAGCUCAUGCAGGACGACUUCUCCAGCUCGCUGGGCAUCUACACGUUUGUCGUGUCCAUGCUGCACCGCAGUGAUAUGACCGCCUUCGAGGCAGCCAAGUCCAUUUGCUCUCUGCGCAACGUGUCAGACAAGGAGCUAACACCGGUCGUGACGAUGCUGCAGCUGUACCUCAGCUCGCAGAACCCGGUGCUGCGCUUCGCCGCGGUGUUUCUCAUCAGCCGCAUCUCGACCGCGCACCCCGCAGCCGUGGCCCCGAUUAACGCCGAGCUAGAAUCCCUUACGCUGGAUUCCAACCGCAUCAUUGUCACCUUGGCCAUCACUUGCCUCCUGAAGACCGGCACCGAGGGCACGAUUGAGCGCCUGCUCACGCAGCUCUCCUCUGGCAGCUACAUGAGCGACCUCGGCGACGAGCUGAAGCUGACCAUCGUCGAUGCGAUGCGCGUGCUGAAUGCGAAGUUCCCGAACAAGUACGAGACCCUGCUCGCCUUCCUCUUCCGUGCCCUCAGCGACGAGGGCAGCAGCUCGCUGAAGCAGAGCGUGGUGGACGCGAUGUUGGACAUCUCCAAGUCCAACCCCAACUCCAACGAGGUCGUCCUCACCCACCUCGCCGAGUUUAUCGACGACUGCGAGUUUUCGCAGAUCACAAAGCGGGUGCUCAUGCACCUUGGAGAGGAGGUGCCGAACUGCGCCAACCCGCGCCGCUUUGUCCGCUACGUCUACAACAACGCGACACUCGAGAAGCCAGACGUGCGCGCAGUGGCGGUGACCACACUGGCCAAGAUCGCCGCCAGCGUGCCGACGCUGCGCCGCUCCAUCGUGGCGCUGCUAAAGCGCUCCUGCAGCGACUUCGACGACGAGGUGCGAGACCGCGCCGUGCUGUACACGAAGCUCUUCUUGCACAACGACGAGGUGCUCGUCCGGACGUACGUGCACGAUGUGGCCGAGGCCGUCUCACGUCACCGCCAGGUCGUGCGCAGCGCCCAGAAGGCGGAGCUGACGGUGGGCGGCGGCACGACGGAGGGGGAUGUGAUGGCAGCGGCUCUUGUCGCCUCGACAAACUCGGCCAGCGCUGGCGGGCUGCCGCUGGCUACCCCGGCCAUCCUCCAGGGCCGCGAUGCACUACGUCACGUGAAGCAGCUGCGCGAGCUGGGCGAGCCGGCAAAGAGCACGGAGCCGCUUCUCCUUACCGAUGCGGACAACGAGUACGUUGUGUCCGUUACGAAACACGCGUACCCGGCGCACCUGGUACUGCAGUUCAAGGUGAAGAACAUGAUGGACGCUCUUCUCUUUCGGAACGUGCUGGUGGUGACCGACACCGAGGAGCUCGAGGCGGAGCCGCUCUACGCCGUCCCGAUCGAGAGCAUCAACCCCGGCGAGACGCAGUACGGCUACGUCGUGCUCCGCUACGAGCCCGGGGAGUUCCCAAGCGGCGAGGUGCGGACGACCUUCCGCUUCUCGAUGGCCGAGGCGGGCGAGGAAGGGACACCGGAGGACCAGGACGAGUACCCCAUGGAGAGCUUCGACGUGGACGUGAGCGACUUCAUCUCCCCCAUCAACCUCGGCAGCGAGAUGGACGGCAAGUGGAAGGGGCAGGAGGCGAACGAGACGGCAGGCACUUUCGCGUUGCACUCAAUGAAGAACUUGACCGAAGCGGCCCAGCAGCUCGCCAGCUUCUUUGGCAUGUACAUCGAGGGCGGUGUGCCGGAGAAGAUCACGACAGCGUCGCACGUGCUGAGGAUGGCGGGCGUGCUGGCGGACGAGGCGCACACGUUGGUGUUAGUGCAGGCGAAGGUGUUCAUCGCGACCGAUAAUAGGGUGGCCCUUCAGCUGGCGCUGCGCGGUGGCUCUGCGGAGGUUCGGGAAUACCUAGCCAACGCCUUGCUAGGGUAG
Molecule: messenger RNA, 2833 nt
Organism: Leptomonas pyrrhocoris
Lineage: Eukaryota; Euglenozoa; Kinetoplastea; Trypanosomatida; Trypanosomatidae
Product: putative coatomer gamma subunit
Exons: 1
Coding region: 239-2833 (864 amino acids)
Biological process (GO): endoplasmic reticulum to Golgi vesicle-mediated transport; intracellular protein transport; protein secretion
Cellular component (GO): endoplasmic reticulum-Golgi intermediate compartment; Golgi membrane; COPI vesicle coat
Molecular function (GO): structural molecule activity
Source: RefSeq, a predicted model, not a curated record